CCAGCUGUAGGCGGCUUUUUACAGGCGGAGUCCGUUCACAAAAACUAUGCCCAACUAGAAGAUGGAUUCGAAGUUCUUUAAACUGCUCCUGCUGGGCGGCGCCGUGCGCUUCUACUUCUGUCGCACGCCGCUGGCUCCGAUGAUUGGCAACCGAGUGGAGUUCGCGACACCUUUGAAUUCACACAAGCGCAUGCAAGAGGGGAUAUUCCUUCUACAGAGUGGCAUUGAUCCCUAUCUGGGCGACCUGGUACACGAAUCGCCGCUAAUACUCAGCGCGCUAUCCGGAUUGUUUCAAAAAUACCCGCAUUUCUUGCCCAUAUUCUACAUAAUCCUGGAUAUCUGCACGGCCGCUCUGCUUUAUGCGAUGAGUUUGAGAUUCGUGAAGCAAAAGCAGGACCUGCAGGACGUAGAGCGAAAGGAGUAUGCCAAGGAUACGGAAGAGCUGCAGUUUGGCCCGCUGGACAAGCUUGACAUUCCGGAACUUGUGAUCGUGGCAUAUCUUUUCAAUCCACUGACUGUUAUGAGCUGCAUUGGCAUGACCUCUACCGUGAUAAGCAAUCUGUUCCUGGCGUUCUUUUUCUACUGCCUCGUGAAGGGAAUGCUCAUUCCAUGCCUUCUAGUCCUCGCGUUCGAGACCGUCCGCAGCUUCUAUCCCAUUGUACUGAUAGCACCACUUCUCUUGGUCUUUUCACGGAACUCGGUCAGAAGGGGUGUGGCUAUAGCAGUGCUCUUUAUCGUUGGUUGUCUAAUCGUGGCAGUUGCGAACUAUUUUGUGCUGAACAGCUGGAACUUCCUGGAUGGAACGUUGGGUUUCAUAUUUUAUUUCCGUGAUCUACAACCAAAUAUCGGUCUGUUCUGGUACUUUUUUACUGAAAUGUUUGAGCACUUCCGCACCAUGUUCCUAAUUACAUUCCAAUUGAAUGCCACCGUAUUAUACCUGGUGCCACUAAGUAUUAAGCUGCGCAAGGAGCCCCUACUGCUAGCCACGGUAUUGGUGGCCCUAAUGGCCGUUUUUAGGGCGUAUCCCAGCCUGGGCGAUGUCGGCUUUUAUCUGGCCUUGCUUCCGCUGUGGAAAAGAUGUUGGAAAUUCAUGGCCCAUGGCUUUGUGGUCUUCACGUUCUUCCUGGUCACUUUAUCUAUGAUGGGAGCCCUUUGGCACUUGUGGAUCUAUGCAGGCUCGGCAAAUGCCAAUUUCUAUUUCGGUGCCACUCUUGCGUUUUCCACCGGCCAGAUAUUUCUUAUCACCGAUCUGCUGUUCGCGCACGUUAAACGUGAGUUCUGCCUGUUCAAUGGUCAGAAGAUUCUGAUCGAUGGCGAGGAAGCGAGGAUAGUCUUAAAGUAAGCAUAAACAGUAUCAGUAUGACGGACAGAAUCCAGGAACUUUGUACAGAUGCAGAAUGCGCUUCCUAAUGGCAGCCGAGCAUACUCUUAAGAUAAGUUAACUCCGAACAAUAUCAGAUUAAACAAAAUAUUUUAUUUGA
Messenger RNA from Drosophila mauritiana, 1481 nucleotides. RefSeq names its product phosphatidylinositol glycan anchor biosynthesis class U protein (gene PIG-U). Lineage: Eukaryota; Metazoa; Arthropoda; Insecta; Diptera; Drosophilidae. Gene Ontology annotation, biological process: attachment of GPI anchor to protein; protein localization to cell surface. Gene Ontology annotation, cellular component: membrane; GPI-anchor transamidase complex. The record is from RefSeq and is a predicted model, not a curated record. The coding region runs from base 62 to 1342 and encodes 426 amino acids. The transcript has 4 exons.